Molecule: messenger RNA, 1088 nt
Organism: Pisolithus orientalis
Lineage: Eukaryota; Fungi; Basidiomycota; Agaricomycetes; Boletales; Pisolithaceae
Exons: 1
Coding region: 199-798 (199 amino acids)
Source: RefSeq, a predicted model, not a curated record
CAAACGAAGCCGGACACUCUAGGAAUUAUUGGCUUCACUUUCUUGUUCUGCAGGCAGGACUGAUCGCUUUACACGAAUUUCCUCAAGUCACAAGACAGACCCUUCCUUGCUUGAGGGGCUCCGGAAUGCAACGGGAGUAACCAAACAGCACCUCACGGGUUUCCAUCCAGGCAUGGAUAACGCGCGACCUAGACUUCAAUGGGCAUCAAGCCGUUGCACCACACGACCAGAUGUCGCCUACUCACUUUUUUUGGAAUUUUCAAGGUUCACUUACCAGUCCUCUAUGGCGAACCUGUGGAAAAUGCGCUCGGACGUCUCCUGGCAGAGUUCAUCUCACGUUCUGGAGACGUUUCGGUCCUGGAUUGGGUUGGGGAGGCAUCAUCAUUCAACAGUUGUUUCUCUGCUAACCUCGUGCCAUACCAGGCGGUACCCUACCUCCAUCUGGUCUCCAACGACUCUGCCAGACGCGAUGACCUGGAUCUUGAAAAGGCACAGAAAUUGUACAGUAACUUUGCAAGAUCACCACGGACUGGAUUUGUCAGCAGCAAGGUUGUGUUGCCCUCCACCGCGCAUCCACUGCAGCCACAGCAGUCAGAUUGCAAGGGUCCUCGACUAGUCCCUCAUGCUACACAUACGAAAUUCAUGCAUCGCGCCUUCUGCCCCUCGAGGCCACACUGUCGGUCAACCUUAACGAGGGUGUCGAUGGAUACAUUCUUGUUCGUCCUUGGCACCCACGAGCGCUCCAAACGCCGACCGGUAGCGAUGACGAUGCUGUAUGGGAGCUACUGGAACAGCUGAAGCAGCCAUUCAACACACUUCUACUCAAAAAGUUGCCUCACAAUGAGUACAUGAGACUUGCGGGCGAUUGUAUGAUUACGGCCUGUCCCCAGGAUCUGAGCAGUAUCUUAGAUACUGAAGUGCUGAUACGUAAGAUUGUGUAGGUCGUACUCGUGAUGGAAGGCUUUCUCACUGAAAGUAACCCGCGUCACCGAGCGCCACUUCAUGUUUUGUCCUAGCAUGCGUGUUCCCAUUUUAUACCUGUGCACGGAGGGUGUUGUACAUAGGUACUACGGGCAUGCAAAGUCGGA